This is a messenger RNA of Neltuma alba, 2291 nucleotides long. Its product is annotated as protein DCL homolog, chloroplastic-like. NCBI's taxonomy places the organism in Eukaryota, Viridiplantae, Streptophyta, Magnoliopsida, Fabales, Fabaceae. The coding region runs from base 1 to 573 and encodes 190 amino acids. Gene Ontology annotation, biological process: chloroplast organization; chloroplast rRNA processing. The record is from RefSeq and is a predicted model, not a curated record. Gene Ontology annotation, cellular component: chloroplast. The transcript is spliced from 6 exons.
AUGGCAGCUCGUCUUCUUCUCAGUGGAAUUCAGGGGCUUAACUACCAAGGGAUCACCGGCGGAAUCGGUGCGAGACCUCAUCCGGUAUGCCGCAGUAUAGCAUAUUGGCGACAAGCAGAAGAGAAAGUGAGUGGUGUUAAUAUGGGGAGUCUGAGAGCUAACUCGCCGACGCCAAGCCCAAGGGAGGCGACGUGGGAUUAUCGGAAAUGGAGAAACAAAGAAGCGGAGAUCCUCAGGGACAUUGAGCCUAUCCUUCUGCUCACCAAGCAUAUUCUUCACUCACCUAGGUACAUGGAUGGGGAGAGACUGACUGUUGAGGAUGAGAAAGCUGUGGCUGAUAACCUUCUUGCCUACCAUCCACGUUUCCAAGAUAAAGUUGCAUGUGGCAUUCAAUCCAUUAUGGUUGAUCGACAUCCGCAAUAUCAAAACUCAAGGUGUCUUUUUGUUGUAAGAACUGAUGGUGGCUGGAUAGACUUCUCCUACCAGAAGUGCCUUCGGGAAUACAUCAGACUUAAGUACCCAGCUCAUGCCCAAAGAUUUAUUCGGGAACAUUUUAAGCGUGAGAGUAGUUAAUUACGUAUGUAUUGCAACUUGACUACUAAUUAGAAAUUGGCGAAUUGUUGACUUGAAGUUUCAGGCACGGAAACCAGAAAAUGAUGUUUAAGCGCCAAUGUCAUGUUUUAUUCUGCGUUGCUUUUCAGUUUCUCUUUCGCUCUCUGGAGGCGCGAGGCUUCCGAGUUAACAGACUUUUCAAUUUGCCGCUGCUAUCAUUUGUUAUUAAGAACUAAUUAAACCGCUCUUCAAAUUUUUUUUUUCCCCAGAGGUUGGGGGGGGGGGGCUGGGGGAGCCGCUCCUGAUUUUGGGUGCACGUCUUGGCCCAAAUACAUUAAUUGCCCAUUGUAAUUGGAGUGUAAAUAUGUCCUUCGUCUUAGCCGCUGCCCAGAGUGAGGACGAAUGGCUUAGCAUUACCAUUCCCGUUGCUAACAACCAUGACGCACAGGACUUCAGCGCCAUCACUGAGAUGAUUCAAUUUCCGUUACGUUGUUAGAAACUCAAACUCCAGGCCCUCUUUAAUGCCUCUGUUGCCACGUCUUAUCUCUCUUCGAGAAAGUCAGUUCUCAGUAGCAACGUGGCCAUCAUCAGUGGCCAUCAACGUAACACAUAGCAAAGCACAGUCAAAGGAGAAGAGCUUUCUGGUAUGCGCAGUGCGCUUUGCUUCCUCCAAGUUCCGAUGGGGCCCAUAAAACGUUCGCGGCACAUGAGUGCGCCAACGCCUUUCAAAUUCCAUUGAAGCCUCCCUUCCAUCAAAAGGACAUACAUAUGGAUCUAAAGGCUGGGAAGUAAAUAGAAGUAAGUUCCACAUCCCCGACACCUUACAUGAUGGGAUGCGAAAAAGGCCGUGGGAUCCUAAAUUCCCUGUCAUAUGCCUUCCUCAUAAUGUAAUUCCCCCUCGCCGUCCCCUGUCCAUAAUAAUCACAAGUUCCACCGAGUUUCACCAUCGUCAACUCCCUCAAACGCCCCUACCAUUACCGUUCCCUCAACGCGGGACUUGCUGAUAAAAAGGGGAUGGAUGCUAGCCUACGGGGCUUAUGAAGGUAGUAAAGUUGGAAUGGUACAUUAUCAUCCCCACAUUGGCAAAUACAGGCGACUCGUACAUUAAGAGGUGGAAACUAGUUAAUGUUCUGAUGCUUUAGUCAGCUGGAAUUCAGCUGAAAAAUGGGAUCUUGCAACUCAACUUGCUUCGUGGCGACCAGCAUCUUUGGAGUAGAAUACUGCAUGUACAUUAUGAUGUGCUAAUGCAGGAUUAAUGUGCGGUCAUUCUCCACUGCAAGUGACUGUAGUACAUAGAUAAGUCAGGUCCAGUAACUCAGGAAUCCAGAUAUGCAGAUAUGGACAAGGACUUGAACAAAAGCGAGUCCUGCUUUUCCUUUUUGGUUCAGAUAUAUAAUGCUCUCGCCGGGACCUUACAUACGAUACCUAAAACAAAAGGCCAUGUGGUCCUAAAUUAAUUAAUUGUCUGUCUAAUAUGUACGUGCGUGUGCGUGUGUGUGUGUGCAUGUCUUCCUCAUAAUUUAAUCCCAACGGCCCCCUCUGUCAGUAAUGAUCGCACUUCUCUUCAACCUCAUAUUCCGCACAGGUGGCUGUCUUUCAUUCAACUAGGGACCAAUCAUCCGCCACUAUAACCCCUCAUGCCCCACUUUCUCCCUUCUAUGAUACAAUAUACUGUUGCGGACACAUUUUGUAUAUAUAUUUUAUUUUAACCGCAUACAAUUCACUAAGUUUACCUACCA